Molecule: messenger RNA, 1584 nt
Organism: Dendronephthya gigantea
Lineage: Eukaryota; Metazoa; Cnidaria; Anthozoa; Malacalcyonacea; Nephtheidae
Exons: 3
Coding region: 265-1584 (439 amino acids)
Cellular component (GO): nucleus
Molecular function (GO): zinc ion binding
Source: RefSeq, a predicted model, not a curated record
AGCCAUUCAACUGAUUCAAGAGAUAUUCUCAGUGUCUUUGAACGAUGGAGUCAAAUCGUUGUUGAAUAAAACUCAACGGGUGGAGAACGUCUGUCGGCAACCUCGUUCCCAGGGCCUUGGUGGGGAGGGGGCGAGGUGGAGAGAAGGCCCUGGCAAAGGCUGAGCUAAAAUGCUUUGUGAUUGGUUGAAGCAAUUUAACUCGUUUUGUUGUUAACGACGUUGUGAUUGGCCAAUAGUAUAAAAACCCGCGAAAUAUUUUUCAAUAUGGCGAAGCUUAACAGUGAAAACAUCUCGGCGCACACGCCAAAAAAAGUGUAUGUAUCAAGUGAUUUUAUCGAUGGUUGUCGCCUUUGUGGAAACAAAAAUGAUAGGAUGAUUAAUGUCUUUCAUAAACCUGGCCAGAAGAAGAAACUCGUCGAAGUUAUUGCUGAUACGCUCGGCGUUUCGAUAUGCGAGAAUGACCAAAUGUCGCCACUCAUUUGUCGAUGUUGUGAACGGAAAAUUACGAAAUUCAUUGAGUUUAAGAACGAAGUGCACAAUUUCCAGGAUUGCAUACAUUCACGAUUUUCAGUUAAGAGGUGCAUCAUACCCACUGAAGAAACUAACAAGAAGCGCAUAACGACGAACUCGACGACAACUAUUGAUACGCCAUAUGCUGCCAAACAACUAGGAUUGUUACCGACGUGUCAUACCGGUGGUCAGACCGAUUGUAAUACGAAAAGCCACGAAAUGGUAUACUUGGAGAUUGACCCACUUUCACUUUGUAAUAAUAAUACAAGUACAUCUGUCAGUGGAGUGCCCCUCAACGCACUUCAAAUUGAGAAGUUACACCGAGCACUCAAAUCUAGAUUCCCUACCCACAUUGGGCAAUGUGCAAUGUCUAUUAAGGAAAUUAAACAAGCAUGUCAGGAAAUAUUGCUAAAAGAACUUGAUGAACAAUGUAAGGAACUUUGCUUAAGAAAAAACCCUUCUGUGUUACGAAAUAAUGGUUUUGAUGACAUAGUUAAAUUCGAUUGGCUGAAUAUUGUAUACGAACUGCAGAAGAGAUGUCCAUUUCUUUUGAGUGUUUUAAAUACUGUCACAGCAAAAAAGAAAACACAGUCAGAGCUCGCACCUUGUAUUGGUAUGGCAUAUGCUAUAUUGAUGAUACAACGCAAUCAUGAGUUAAGUCUUGUUCAAAGGAUCAAUACCUUGAUCAUGGCAGAAGGAAAUGCAAAAAAACAGUUAUAUACCAGAUGCCAAAAGGUUGGAUUUGCAUUAUCACAUCAAAGCAAAGUCAAUUUGCUAGAUGAAAUUGGAGGUCAUUUUGCAGAUGAAGCAAUCACAAUGGUAAAGAAUGGUUGCAAGAUGCAAGGGACAGGUGACAACUGGGAUUUUCGAAUAUUAUGUCAUGAUAUGAGAAAGGAUCAUCAGAACAAAGAUAUGCAUUAUUUUGCAUCAAAUCUUCUUUUUGAACGAGUUCCUAUACCAGACAAUUUGUCCUUAUCUCCUAAACAUGAUAUUAAAACUUUGGAAAACAGUUCAUUUUUAUUAAGUGUUGCUGAAAGCAAAAAAUUAUUGGAAGAUUAUAUAAAGUUAUUAUAA